Messenger RNA from Colletotrichum godetiae, 968 nucleotides. RefSeq lists its product as uncharacterized. The record is from RefSeq and is a predicted model, not a curated record. Lineage: Eukaryota; Fungi; Ascomycota; Sordariomycetes; Glomerellales; Glomerellaceae. The coding region runs from base 358 to 558 and encodes 66 amino acids. The transcript has a single exon.
GAACGUUUCAGGACGCUCCGCCAAACGGGAGUUGAAGCUGGCGCGCAGAUCGCUUUCUCUGCUGGCCCCCUCAACAUCGCCCCGCAAUGCAUCAAAACCUGGGUGUUCGCUACUAAUGUACAGAGAUUUGAACCGACGCAGCAGUACAAGCAUGCACUGUAUGCAUGUCGACGGAGAGUCGCACUUAUUAUCGAUGCCGAGACUAAGCAAGCAUGGCUCGCCCCGGUGCUCAGCUUGAUCCUUCACCUCUGCCACAUAUACUGGAAGGACAUCACCAGACUACCUCACAACACCAACCCUAUUCCGUUUGCAGAGCCGGCACAUGAUGGCCAUCAAGCGGCUCUAGACGCCCUCGGAAUGAAGGGAGAUGUGAUUGUGCUGGGUAGACUCGAAGAGCCUGACACGGAAACAUUACGCCAGCUUGUCUUGCGAAUACACACGUCUCUCGUGCAGACAGCCCACACAAGGGAGGAACCUAGACACAACACAAUUUUUGCGACAGAGCUGAUGGCAAUCAUUGACCCCCCCCUUUCAAGGAAGCGCACUGCGAGAGGUUGACGCUUCCGGUUCAGAAAGCUCGUUCAGCUCCUGGGAAGCGAUCGUCAGGCAUGUUGAUGUUGUUGGAGUUUGCGCAAAACUCGGGGGUGCCAUAGAGCCGCUCAUUCCACGCUCCACUCCUAAGUGUCCAGAUUGUUGUACGCUCCCAGCACAGCGCUACUACCUGGCAGCUCACAUGAAAUGUCUCAUGGCCCUCUCCAAGUCAGAGACAAUCAGCACGAACGGGCUCAGUAAUGGCUGUCGAUUAGGACCUAGGACUUUCUGGCGUACAAGGUCACCAUGGUCCAGUUGUUCUAUUCCUGGCCACGCGCGUAUUCGGAAGGACAGUACACCCUAUAAGGGACUCCAGUAUAUAUCAGCAAAGAAGCCCACAAAAAGCCCAUCUCCAGUAUUAUCAGAUCAAGUCAAAG